Molecule: messenger RNA, 2128 nt
Organism: Desarmillaria tabescens
Lineage: Eukaryota; Fungi; Basidiomycota; Agaricomycetes; Agaricales; Physalacriaceae
Exons: 5
Coding region: 198-1844 (548 amino acids)
Biological process (GO): protein autoubiquitination
Molecular function (GO): ubiquitin-protein transferase activity
Source: RefSeq, a predicted model, not a curated record
GAAGACAAUGAGUUUGACGCCUUGUUCCUUGUCUUCUGCCCGCAACGUUAAACUCGCCACAUCAAAGCACUAGCACCUUAGACACGCUCUUCUCGCUAUACUACUCCAUAACACAGUACAUACUGUGCUCUUACAAGCAUCUUCGGUGACAAGCUUAGUCUUGGGACUGGACAGCUGGAAGAAGCAGAUAGAAGAUAAUGAAUCGUUUGAGUCGGGAUGUCUCAGGGCGUGUCAAGCGCUUUAGAGUUGAUGUUACGAAGCGCAAAGCAUCCGAUACCGAGUCAUCUAUCCCUCCUACAAGCGUCCGUCGCAAGAAAUCUCGUUCACCUUCGAGGAGUAGGACGAGAGCAGAUCCUUUCGUGCUGUCGUCUUCAGGAUCCGUCAAAAAGAAGAAAUCUGCGAACACUACUGCUUUUAACGAAACCCCCAUCGUGGCAGAGGACGCACCUGACCAUGGCCAUCGAAUGAAAGCCGGCCAAUCAAAGCCUUCCGGCAUACAUUCACGCUCUUCCAGUGUUGCACCGACCUCGACGAGUCACCGAAGUAGGAAAGAGAAGGAGGGAGAAUGUGAUGGAGACCGUUCGCGCUAUUCUUCUUCCGAGAAGGAUGGUGACAAGAAGGUCGUCAUGUAUUCAGGACCGUUGGCGAUGGCUGAGUUCGAGCGAAUGAAGAGAGAAAUCGAACAACUGAAGAAGACUGUUCACGACAAUAAGAAGACUAUCAAGAAGCAAAAUGAGACUAUAAAGAAUCUGAGGACUGAACUGGAUUCUGAAAAACUUGCUAUAAAGAACCAAGAGACUCAGUUGGAGACGCUGAAGACAAGGUCACGACAGAAGGAAGAAGUUCUUGAGACCAUUGAGGCCAACCUUCAGUGCCAGAUAUGUAUGGAACUGCUCUUCAAACCUUAUGCUUUGUCACCUUGUGGUCAUGUCCUUUGCCUCUCAUGUCUACAAGAGUGGUUUCGGAAAGCUCCACCGUCAGCUGACGAUAUGGAGAUUGAUGAGGACAUCAAUGAUCCAGAAUAUAUCAUUCAUCGUCAGAAAUCGUGCCCUUGUUGCCGUGCUGUGAUUUAUGACCGACCCGUCCCUGUGUUCCUCGUCAAGUCAGUUGCAUCCACGUUGAUAAAGGCCAGAGGACCUGGGCAUACUGCGGCAAGUCCACUUUCGCACAUGGCCGGCUCAUCCUCCGCGACUACGGAUGAUGUCUGGAAGGGACUUUUUCCCGACGACACCUGCGAAGAGGAGGAGCAGGAGGAAUAUGACUAUGAUGAUGAAGUGAUUCGGUGGUUCACAGCCCCAUAUGAUGAUUCUGAUGAGUACGAAAGCUAUAGUAGCGAUGAGGACGGGUCGAUGGGCGAAUUAGAGGACGAUGUCGACAGCACUCAGUACGUCCAACCCGUCUGGGAGCCACCCACAGUCUACUAUCGCGCGCGGUCAAGACACAGUUUGCAAUUUACUCAGAUGAUGCGCCGAGGAUGCACACGCGAGAUGAUUAAUACAUAUGGGAUGACUUACACUCACGAAGACGGCCUGGUUGCCUACGUCUAUACCUUGGAUUCCGACACCCAUGUCAGGCCGUACCGACCGGCUGAUAGACAGCACAUGAUUAGCCUCUUUUUGGGGUGGAACGUUGUACUGGAGCCCCGCGAUCACGACGGACACGGUUUCAUGAACCAGCUUCUAAUUGACUACCGCGAACAUCCAGAAAGAUUCUCCACACAUCGCCUAGGUGCCUCGUUGGAAAUCAAGAAGCUGGUGAGGGAAGAUGAUGUACAAGCAGUUUCAGAUGAUGAGCCGACAGACUCGGAGUAUUGGCAUGAUAAUCGUCUAGACUCGGACUUUUAAGACUUAGAAUAAAGAUAUCCGUGUACAUGUUCUGUAAACUAUUCUGUACUUUUUAUGCGCGUCGAUACCGGGAUCAGUUGAGAUUUUUUACUGCCUCUGGUCGUUCUGGCUCGCUCUGUCCAUUAUACCACAAGGUCGUAAUCCCAUCUUAUUCUUUGUCACUUUUUUCGAUAAUGUAUAUCUCUUUUUCAGGUGGACACUACCCAAUCACCUCAUAUCCAUAGUUAUAUUUCUGCUACAGGUCGCAGUAGCAAAUUGAACUCAACAAGUGAUACUAAAAUACU